Messenger RNA from Rubroshorea leprosula, 1440 nucleotides. The record is from the annotation of a GenBank genome assembly. Lineage: Eukaryota; Viridiplantae; Streptophyta; Magnoliopsida; Malvales; Dipterocarpaceae.
GUCUGGAAGAAAUCGGAGAAGAUGGAGGUGGAAGUCGACGACAAGGACCUGAAAGCCGCCGGAGCUGAGUUACUGACUGAUGGCCGGCGAGGAUUGCGAAUCCACGGUUGGGAGAUCGAGUCUCGCAACAAUUCUAUCCUCAAUUCUUCGUCCUUCCAACAAUGGGAGCAGAAGCUGCAGACUUCUCAUUUGCCGGAGAUGGUUUUUGGCGAUAGUUGUUUGGUUCUCAAACACAUCGGUAGUGGCACCAAAAUCCAUUUUAAUGCAUUUGACGCUCUGGCUGCGUGGAAGCAGGAAGGUCUGCCGCCAGUUGAAGUUCCUGCAGCAGCAAAGUGGAAAUUCAGAAGCAAACCUUCCCAGCAGGUGAUACUAGACUAUGACUAUACAUUUACAACGCCAUAUUUUGGAAGUGAAGCAAUUGAAAUAGAUUCUGAUAAGCAUGGAAGUGGAGAAGUUUACAAACAAAACUCUAGUCUGCAUUGGGAGGACAGUGAGGAGAAGCUUGAUCUGGUUGCAUUGGCACUAAAAGAACCUAUUCUUUUUUAUGAUGAGGUGGUAUUAUAUGAAGAUGAAUUGGCAGACAAUGGAGUUUCACUUCUAACUGUCAAAGUGAGAGUCAUGCCAAGCUCUUGGUUUCUUCUCCUACGAUUUUGGGUGAGUCUCAUAUUUCUCUAAAUUUUUUUUUUGAUACAUCUGAUAAUGAUGGGCUAUACAAGAGGGGAUAGCCCUCUCCUUUCCCUAAAUCCCUCCCCACCCGACUCAAGGUUCAAACUUGAGAUCUCCAACUUAGAAUCUCAAGCUCUUAACCAUUGAGCUACCCCCUUGGGGGUUCAUAUUUCUCUAAAUUCCAAAGGAUUAAUUAAACCAAUCUAUGUUAUUGAAAUUUCUUUGAAAUCCCUCCUCUUUGAUGGCUCAAAUGUCUGUGUUUCUGAGCACAGGUCCAUGAGGAUGAAUAAGAACGCUAUUGUUUCUAUUUACUGGCUUUAUUUUUCCAUUUAGUCACUUAGUUUCUAACAGCUUAGGGUUGAUGGAGUGCUUAUGAGAUUAAGAGACACUCGAAUGCAUUGUGUUUUUGACAAGAAUGCUAACACUGUCAUCAUCCGGGAAAGAUGUUGGAGAGAAUCCACAUUUGAAGCUUUGUCUGCGAAAGGUUAUCCUACUGAUUCUAAUUCUUAUGCUGACCCAAGCAUCAUCAGCGAAAGGCUACCUAUCAUCAUGCAUAAGACUGAAAAGCUUAGAAUCUCCAGUAAUUUGUAAGGUUCUAUAAUGUCUUUGACCCUUUGUGCAACUAAUUCAAAUUGUCUUUAUGUUGUAAUCAUAGAAGAUGUUAAUCCAUUCAGGCAGAUUUAUUCACUCACAGAUAUCUUCGUUCCAUCUUUUCUUGGUUAACUAUCUAUAUAUUUCAUGAGUCAUUAUGGGAAAGAAAAAGGAGUCAGCAUU